UCCUCCUCCCCUUCUUCUCGCGAAACCCUAGAAAGCCCUAAAUCUUCUCGCCGACAUGGCUGCUGCCUCCGCCGAGGUCUCCGCCGACGGCGAUCACGCCGUCCUUCGGAACGACGAUCGGGGGAUCCCUCGGUGCCUUCCCCUCCUCGCCGCGCUCGUGGAGGCGAACGCCCUCCGCAACGCCGCCGCGGCCGCAUCCCGACCCGCCGAGUCCGAUCUCGCCCGCGCAUUCCGCGGCGGCGCGAGGCCCGCCGUCCAGAUCGGCGAGUUCCUGGAGCGGAUCCACACCUUCAUCCAGCUUCAGAGCGUCCGCCACGUGAUCCAGCUCCGGGCGAGGUGCUACGUGCUCGCCGGGAUCUACCUGACCCGGUUCAUGCGCAGCGCCGCCGCGCGGGAGGGCGGGCUCCUCGUCGACCCUUCCACCGCCCACCGCCUCGUGGCCGUCGCCCUCUUCCUGGGCGCCAAGUUCGGUGGCCCCGACGACAGGCUCCCCAUGAAGUGGACCCCAGUGUUCGAGACCAGCUCGGACGGCGCGAUCCGCGCCAAGGAGAUGGCCGACCUCGAGAGGCGCUUCCUGCGUGCCGUGGACUACCGCCUGUUUGUCAAAGACGAGGAGUUCGAGUGGUUCUGCGGGAUCCUCGAGACGGCGCCAACUAGCGUGGGCUGCAGCUGCGGCAAGGGAGGCAGGAAGAGGACGGCGGCGGAAUCUGUGGAGGGAGAAGAGCAGGACGAGCGCCGCCGCGUCCGGGCUUGCGUGCCGCCCCCGGCCGUCGUCGCCAACUAGAUUCACGAUGAAUUUCUUGUGCAUCCAAAGUUGAGUCAUUUACUGCAUAUUAUUCUUUCUUUUGCUUGGUUCUUGUUUCAGGUGUGCAGCAGGUGGCAUGGUGGAGAAGAUCCAAGAUUCCUGCAGGUCUCUGUGGUGGAGAAGAUGGUUGGUGGCGAUGAUGUUGGAUCGGCUGAGCUUCGCCGUCGCCGGAGUAGAGUGGAAAGUUCAGUUUUAGGUUUUAGGGAUUAGGGAUAGGACGUUGAGCAACUGAUAGCCGAGUUUUUAGUCAGAUAUUUUCAGUUGCUCUGUCUUAGAUUUCUAUGUAGUUCAUUUCUCCAAUUAGAUAGAUACUAGUACAUCCUAGUAGAUAGAUUGAUAGAGAGGCUACAAAGUUCAAUUUUAGGUUUUAGGGAAUAGGAAUAGGGAUCGGAUGUUGAGCAACUGAUGUCUGGGUUUUGAGUCAGAUAGUUUCAGUUGCUGUGUCUGAAAAUUCAAUGUAGUUCUCCAAUUCGAUAGAUAGAUAGAUAGAUAAAGAGGAAGCGAAGUGUAUUUUCUUUUCUGUUGUAUAGACAAUAGAGUUUGUAUCGAUCUUGAUUCUGGAAUGGAAAAGGUUAUUG
This is a messenger RNA of Oryza brachyantha (malo sina), 1383 nucleotides long. RefSeq names its product cyclin-P4-1-like. Gene Ontology annotation, biological process: regulation of cyclin-dependent protein serine/threonine kinase activity. The coding region runs from base 56 to 784 and encodes 242 amino acids. Lineage: Eukaryota; Viridiplantae; Streptophyta; Magnoliopsida; Poales; Poaceae. Gene Ontology annotation, molecular function: protein kinase binding. The transcript has a single exon. The record is from RefSeq and is a predicted model, not a curated record.